Molecule: messenger RNA, 2867 nt
Organism: Carassius auratus (goldfish)
Lineage: Eukaryota; Metazoa; Chordata; Actinopteri; Cypriniformes; Cyprinidae
Product: noelin-like
Exons: 5
Coding region: 51-1259 (402 amino acids)
Biological process (GO): signal transduction
Source: RefSeq, a predicted model, not a curated record
UCAGGACAGCGAGGGGGUGUGUGUGUACGGUCGUCGCACCUCAGCAGACCAUGUGCUCAAGGGAUGCCCGCACCAAACAACUCCGCCAGUUACUGGAAAAGGUGCAAAACAUGACGCAAUCAAUCCAAGUAUUGGACCAGCGGACCCAGAGGGACCUGCAGUACGUUGUAAAGAUGGAAGAUCAGCUCCGUGGCCUGGAGACCAAAUUCAGACAGGUGGAGGAGAACCACAAACAAAACAUCGCCAAGCAAUACAAGGCCAUAAAGGCAAAAAUGGCGGAGCUGCGUCCGCUGAUUCCAGUACUGGAGGAGUACAAAGCGGAUGCGCGGCUGGUUCAGCAGUUUAAGGAGGAGGUGCAGAACUUGACGUCCAGCCUCGGCCUCCUCCAGCAGGAGAUGGGAGCCUAUGACUAUGACGACCUGCACUCCCGCGUGAUUAGUCUUGAGGAGCGGCUACGUGCGUGCAUGCAGAAGCUUGCGUGUGGUAAGCUGACCGGCAUUAGUGAUGCAAUCACUAUUAAAACAUCCGGGUCUCGGUUCGGAUCCUGGAUGACAGACCCUCUUGCUCCUGAAGGAGACACAAGGGUGUGGUACAUGGACGGCUAUCAUAACAACCGUUUUGUGCGGGAAUAUAAGUCUAUGGCGGACUUCAUGACGUCGGAUAACUUCACGUCUCACCGCCUGCCGCACCCUUGGUCCGGGACGGGUCAGGUGGUCUACAACGGCUCCAUCUAUUUCAACAAGUUCCAGAGCAACAUGAUCAUCAAGUUUGACUUCAAGACGUCCACUAUAAGUAAAUCUCAGCGUCUGGACAACGCGGGCUACAGUAACACCUACCACUAUGCCUGGGGUGGACACUCCGACAUCGACCUCAUGGUGGACGAGGGCGGGCUCUGGGCCGUCUACGCCACCAAUCAGAAUGCGGGGAACAUAGUCAUCAGCAAGCUCCACCCCCUGACCCUGCAUAUAAUCCAGAGCUGGACGACCAAUCACCCGAGACGCAGCGCCGGGGAGUCAUUUAUGAUUUGUGGGACGCUCUACGUGACCAACGGCUACUCGGGAGGGACGAAAGUCUACUACGCCUACCACACCAACUCCUCGACGUAUGAGUACAUUGAUAUCGUUCUGCAGAACAAGUACUCGCACAUCUCCAUGCUGGACUACAACCCACGAGAUCGCGCGCUGUACGCCUGGAAUAACGGACAUCAGGUCCUAUACAACGUUACGCUUUUCCACGUCAUCCGCUCGGAGCAACUGUAACCUUGGAGGAUUUGAGUGGGAGUAUCUGAAGACAAUCUUUAGCAAUGUUCUUCGACGGAUUGUUAUAAAAAAAAUGCUAUGCUGAAUGAAAACUAAACCUGAACAAUAGACAUGUGAAUGGAAAAUAGAACACAAAAUCAUGAACAGAUGCCAAAAAUAUAAAAAAUAAAUCAACAAUGCCACGCCUUUCUUUUUUUUUUUUUUAAAGGACUUUACUUUCUAGGGCACUGUCUGAUCAGAUGUUUUCCAGUAGCACUAAAAAGACAUUUCUCCAUGCUUUUCUGCGCACUGAAAUGUAGGGAACGUUGGGAUUAGUCACGAACUAGUAGCCCACACUCAACCUCAUAAACUGAGCGUGUGCAGGAAAACCGAUGGUGCUUCACUUGGCAAACUAACACGGACGGUUUACCAGUCUGUGCAAUAUCCUAAGUCCAACCUGUGUGCUUUGCAAAGCUAAUUUCUUUAGGAAAAACGAAAAAAAUGUGAUUGGGUGAAGGCGUUGACUGUUGAAAGCUCGUUCAAAGGAUUCUCGUGAGAUUUUACUUGAACUUACCUGCGAUUAAGUUGCUGUGAUGCGGACCAUAUCAUGGUAUUUUAUAAUGACCUACAUGUAUGUAGCACCUGAGAACAGACCAAAGCGUGCUAUUAAAGUCGACAUGAAAUCACACAUUCCCUUACACACUUAAUAUGCAUAAUUACCAUAACUUGCUCCACCUCUGAAACAACCUUCACUAUUGGAUCCAGAAAACGUAUCCAUCAUUCUGGUCAUAUUUACCAGUGCAAUCAAUUCCCAAUGAAUAAAAUCAAGUCUCUCGUACAGCGUUUUUCUUGUUGAAUAUCCUAAUAACACAGAAACAUAAUUUCAUGUUGACUUUAAAUCUUCUCUGGUGAGUUUAUCACCCUUCAGGCUACUGAUAGACACAUUGUUGUGCUUGUAAAUGGAUGUCAGCUGCAUCUGUAUCAUGAUUGCUACGAUACACCAACUCUGUGUAACAGAUGUGCCAGUUUUACUAGCAGAUGGUUCAGGUACAAUCUUACUCCGAUUUAGUCUCCGUGCUGGUGAAUUCUUGUAAAAUGAUCCUUUAGUUUUGCAUGAGCAGUUUUUACGUGCGCAGGUGUGCUCAAAGCAAUGUUUACCUGUGUGAUGCUGUACAUGACUGAUUUGGGAUCGGGAGGGGGGGAGGUUGGGGUUGGUUAUAGUCUCUUAAAAAAAAAAAGAUGCUUGUUUCUAUCUGGUUUGUUUCGAGUGGAUUGUUCCUUAACGCCCAUGCUUGAUUUUUGUAGAUUUACAGUUUGAUGUUUUUUGUAAUUUACAGUAGUACAGUCUGCUUGGGUGAUGCUUCAGUGUCUUUGUUUUAGUUCGUUGGCGUUAGAAAUCCACAUUUCUGUCAUGAAAAAGAUUGAUAUCAGAAUGUAAAAUGUCUCAUUUGGACGACAUCUAAAAUAUGAAUAUGAAUCAUUGAGCAGUCUAAUAUAUAAUGUAAUCAUUUUAUCAAGGCUCAUACUGUCUUAUGAAGCUAAUUAGCUAAAGCUAUUUCCAGCUGUCAUUCUUUUUGUGCUUAGCUGGAUGUGUGAUGUACCUACAAUACGAUGAUUCUUAUCAAUAAA